AUGAUAACUUGUUCAUGUUCAGUAGACGUGACCGUCUAAAAACUGUAAUGAGGACACUCUACUUCACACUCUAUUGAGCGAAUGGAAAAUUGCUUAUACUAGCCCAUAUAUGAAUAAUUGGAGUGGCUGAAUACAGGUGAUUGUUCUUGGUCUAGGCCUCAAUUGAUGGAUUGUUAUUUUAAAUUUUCAUUGAAGUGUUCAACAGAAAUAUUUGAGUAAAUUAGCGCAGAUGUUUAUUACUUCAAUUGGCUGAUGAUUCCCAGGUGAAACCUCUGGACACUGUGAACUUAACGAGAUGGAACAAAAGUACUAUCAUCAUACUUUCAAAUACUGGACUACAAUUUCAUGAACCACUGAUGCAAUACAUUUACAUUUUAAACACUAAGAAGUGUAUUAACUGAAUAUUUUGAAUCACAACUGAAAAAUAUUAUAAACUAAAUUUGACAUAAUUAGACAUCGGUGUGAUAAAAUAAAACAAUGUCAGCUUUGAAAGGAUGGAUCCCUAAAGGAAAGUAUAGACUGAUCGUGCUCCUGUUGAUGUGGAUUAUUCUGUUUCAGAUAUUCAUAUUUGGUCUUAUUGCAUCAAAUCUAACACAUUCUCAUGCUGUAAACCAUAGCAAUAAAGAUGUAACACUAGCAAGAGGAGAGAUGAUGUCAAAUGAUGCAAAAGACAAAAACGACAGAAAGGACAAUAAUUCAAAUUGGGAAAGUACUAAUAUUAAUGAUGAGGCGAACGAUUUAAAAAUGCAAUUUGGAGAAACAAGAAGCAAAACAAAAAUCAAUGAUGAUACUCUAAAACAAAUAUUAAAAAUCCUUAAACGAUUGAAAUCUGAAAAAGUAGAAAGAUAUAAUAGUGCCAAUGAUAAUAAUGAGAGCACUAUCCAAAAACAUUUUGCUAGUAAUACAGAUAUAGAUGAACAUCAACUCAGAGUUGACAGAAUGCUGAGGAAGGUACAUGCAAUUUGGAAUGGGACAGAUACCUAUGUAGCCAACCAUAGAAGUCUAAAAGUAUGGGAUAGAGCUAAGAUACAUGAUGCGGUUAUUAGUCCACAUGACUAUACAUACUUGAUCAAUGAACCAAACAUAUGUAAAGAUGAUCUGUUUCUGUUGGUUUACGUUUAUACUGCUCCUUCAAAUGCCUAUCAAAGGAAGGUUAUUCGAGAAACAUGGGGGAAAGUAUCCCUAUAUUCAUCUCUAGGGGUUGUCAUAAGGGUAGUUUUCCUUCUUGGAAAAACACAUAUUGAAACAGUCCAAGAAAGUAUAACACAGGAAAGUAAAAUAUAUCAUGAUAUUGUACAGGAAGAUUUUAUAGAUGCUUAUGAGAAUUUAUCCCAUAAAGGAAUCAUGGGAUUAAAAUGGGUGACAAAGUUUUGCCGAAAUACAAAAUUUGUCUUAAAAAUUGAUGAUGAUGUCCUUGUGAACAUGUUUAAACUCAUCACACAACUUAAGAAUAUGAUCUCAUCCGGAGAAUCUUCUGAGAAAAUUAUACGAGGAAACGUCUGGGCAAAUGGUAUAAUGCCAGUUGUUAGAGAAAAGGGUACUACACUUUAUGUUUCCCCUGAGGUAUACCCAAAUGAGAACUAUGGGGAAUACUGCUCAGGAGCUGCUUACCUGUUGACCCAGCCAGCAGUUCGAGCUAUUUACAAAAAAUCACUAUAUGUGCCAUAUAUUCAUAUAGAAGAUUACUACAUAACAGGCCGUAUAGCAACUUUAGCGGGUGUAACUAGGAAAAAAUUUGACAAUACAACACAAGCUUAUCUUCUUUUUGAUGAAUAUUUUCUACUAAUGUAUCAAUCUGACGCAAGUGACUCAUUGAUUUUUGGACUAUCAUCAAAUAUAAUGUAUGUUCCACAAGCUUGGCAGCGUAUUUUGUUGAGACAUUCACAAGGGGUUUACUAAAUACAGUACAAGAUAGAGGCUUCAACUAUAUUUCAGUUAUACUAAGUAUACAGUGUAUGUUUUUCAUAAAUCUACAACUUAAAAGGGCGAACCUGAUAUAUAAGGUAUCAACUAUGUUAAAGACGUACUAGACAUAUUCUGCAUUAAUCUACAACUUACAAGGUGAACUAGACAUGUUUUGCAUGAAUCUACAACUUACAAGGUGUACUAGACAUGUUUUGCAUGAAUCUACAACUUACAAGAUGUACUAGACAUGUUUAGCAUGAAUC
This is a messenger RNA of Owenia fusiformis, 2168 nucleotides long. Lineage: Eukaryota; Metazoa; Annelida; Polychaeta; Sabellida; Oweniidae. The record is from the annotation of a GenBank genome assembly.